CCCAGCAUCCUUGUCCUGCACGGGUGUCGAAGUGCAUACUGUAAAAGGAGCUUUUAGCGUUGAUUGCUCAAUAUCGGCCCCUAGCAUAGCCGAAAUACGAAGACUGACAUCACACGUAGGUAUGUGACUAAGCCACACUCCCUCGCUAGAAAUGCGACCACCAUCCCUCCAUAUCCGUAAUGCGAUCAGGCAACGACUUUCUGUACUCUGGCACAGUCGUAUAAACACUCAUCGCGAGUAUUGUCGUCCGUCAAAGCAUGAAACAUUACAGCAAGCUCAUCAGUCGUUCCCACGCAAAGCCGAGCGCAUCCUGUAAUGGCCAAAACAGCGACAGUCACAGAAGAAGUGGCCAGAGACCCUCUCAUUGUCCGCUUGAUAGUGGCACCGGUUCUCUUCAUAUCGUUCUUGAUCUCUCUCUUCUUCAUUGACCAAAAGACAUAUGGCGGGAUCUUCGGCAAUUCCAGCAACAAAGACGGAUACUACCACUCCCACCAGCGCAAAUUGGCUAAGCGAGAAAUGGACGAUGCCUUUCAGCUGCGCCAAAAAGUGAUAGCUGCAAUGUGUGUGUUGGCCGCAGUCUCUGUCGCCCUCGCCGCGUGGGGAGUUGAAGCGGUUUGGACCGUGUGGAGGGUCAAAACAUGAGUGAUUCGCCGUGGCGUUGCAAUCUUCGAACAAGGCGUAGGCGCUUCGAGCUUUUGGAUAUUGUAUGUGUGAAAGGUCCAAUUGUUUCUCUCACUUUUCUGGCGCAUCUGGAAGUCGUUCAAUAACAUAUUUUCCUCUUGCUACACUCAUGAUAGGCACACCGGGGAUCUUUCGAAUUCGUCGCUUGAGAUCUCUGUCGUUGGUCGCAACAA
Exophiala viscosa is the source of this 854-nucleotide messenger RNA. RefSeq lists its product as uncharacterized. The record is from RefSeq and is a predicted model, not a curated record. The coding region runs from base 316 to 642 and encodes 108 amino acids. The transcript is spliced from 2 exons. Lineage: Eukaryota; Fungi; Ascomycota; Eurotiomycetes; Chaetothyriales; Herpotrichiellaceae.